AUGACAUUAUUACUGAUAAUUGUUCUGCGAGAGUUGUAUUUCGCCCUUGAAUAUUCAAAUGAGGAUGCAACAUAUGUUAGCUGUGUGUUAAGGCGAGUGAGUGUGUGGCUGGUGCUGGGGCUGGGCUAUAUACAUAGCUGCGAGGACAUGGGUAGACAGGCAGUCAAGUGGAACACCCCAGCCUUUCUGUCAUACAUAAAGUGGUAGUGUAGCAGUACAGUAGGUCUAGCGGCUGACUGGUUGAUCUAUAUACAGGUUUAGCAGUCACUAGAGUAGGCCUAUCCCAGUCGACUUUCUUACUGUCCACACCAACAUUCCUUCACUCCUCGGUCUUCUCCCUCCCCUCGGGAUCUCUACCCUCCAGAGCACCUCUCCCCCCAGCAGGGAUCUAACCUGGCACCAGAAGCAGCAUGGAGGUGGGUACCACAGAAGCACAACAGCGUGGAUCAGAGGAACUACUUUCACACAGUCCAAUGGUGACCAACGGCACCACCAUGAGCCCUCAGCACAUUAACCCAGACAUGAACAAUGAUGCUAAAAAGGUUAAGCUGGACCAUAAUCAGACGGGUGGAUCUCGGGUAGUACACAUCAGAGGCCUGCCCAGUGAUGCUAACGAGCUAGAGGUCAUCAGUCUGGGAGCACCCUUUGGAAAAGUUACAAAUAUUUUACUUCUCAAACAAAAGAGUCAGGCAUUGCUAGAGUUUGGGGACGAAGAUGCAGCAGCUAAUAUGGUGGAUUAUCACGAAAGAACUCCAGCCCAGAUCAGACUCAAACCUGUGUUUGCGCAGCUGUCCAACCACAAGGAGUUAAAGACUGACUACGCUCAUUCAUUCCAGAAUGCCUCUGCCCAGGCAGCUAUCCAGGCCUUGGAGGCUGUGAGGUCAGGUCACCCUGAGGACCAGUCUAAAACCAUCCUGAGGGUGAUAGUAGAACAGUGUGUAUACCCCAUACAGAUUGAGGUUCUUCAUUGGGUUUUUUCAAAGUAUGGCAAAGUACUGAAGAUCAUAACAUUCACAAAAAAUAAUAUGUACCAGGCUUUGAUACAGUUUGUGGACACGAUGAGCGCCAAUGCUGCCAAGCUGUCCCUGGAUGGUCAGUGUAUUUAUAAUGGUUGCUGUAUCUUGAAGAUUGAUUACUCGAAGCUGACAAAUCUCAAUGUGAAAUACAACAAUUCAAAGAGCAGAGAUUACACCAACCCCAACCUGCCGACGGGAGACGCUGCCGUGGACCAGGCUGUGCUGCCCUAUCCCCACCAAGGUCCCCCGGGUGUGUUGGCGGCGCCGUUCGCAGUGCCUGGGAUGGGAGCUACUCAACUAACUACAUACGGUGCAGCUGCAGCAGGAGAUUUUCUCCCGAAUUAUGCAGCCUUUGGUGGCUUGCCUAGUGGUCUCAAUCCCCCGUUAGCCCCGGGAGGGUUUGGCAUGCAGCAGGCGAUUGGUGCGGCCGCCCAGAUGGGUUUAGCGGUACCCACAGCUGGGAGCAGUGUUGUCCAUGUAUCUAAUCUGGAUGAAGAGAUGGUCACGCCCGAUGCUCUUUUUACCCUCUUUGGUGUCUACGGCGAUGUUCAUCGGGUGAAGAUUUUGUUCAACAAAAAAGAUAACGCGCUUAUUCAAAUGGCGGAGCCACAUCAAGCACAACUUGCCAUUGCCCAUUUAUCUGGGGCUCGUGUAUGGGGUAAAGCCAUCCGGGUGAUACAGUCCAAACAUUCUGUGGUACAGAUGCCUAAGGAAGGACAGCCACAAGAUGCAGGACUAACCAAAGACUUCAGUAACUCACCUCUUCACAGGUUUAAGAGGCCGGGGUCAAAAAAUUGUCAGAACAUCUACCCUCCCUCAGCUGUCCUUCAUCUGUCCAACAUUCCAGCUUCAGUCACAGAAGAACAAAUUCAGGAGGCCUUCGCUAAACAUGGCACUGUUAAAGGUUUCAAAUUUUUCCCGAAAGACAGACGAAUGGCUCUGAUCCAGAUGGCUACAGUUGAUGAAGCAGUUAUGGCUUUAAUAGCUAUGCACAAUUACCAGCUGAUGGAUAACCAGCAUUUGAGGGUGUCCUUCUCCAAAUCCACAUUGUGAGCUCCCUGCCUUACCCACCAUCAUGUGACGCCAGCUGUGACAGCACAGACGUUAGGGAGGAAAUCAACAGUCAUGAUACUGAUCGACCAGAUUUCUCCCUUGUGUUACUACUGCUGUGGCAUCUUCAGGGGAAUGUAAUAUUGGGGGGAGGGGGGAGGGGAGGGGUUGAUUUCAUAUGUUUUUUUUUUUUCCCUCGGUUUUUCUAUGUUUAUCUUUUAUAUCGAAAUAUGAUAGUUCUGGGUGAGAAGUGGACCUCGUUAGCAGCUGGUGAAAAGAGUCUUAUAAUCCUACCUAAUUAAAGGCAGCUGGACUGGAGGGUGCGCGUUUGACAAAUUAACAAAAAAAACAAAACAACAAAAAGCUAGCCAACCCCAGUUCCAGAGAGAAAUAUUUAUGUGCAAGUGUACCGGUUCAGAGUUCCUCUUUUUCUGGUUGGGGUCCAAUAUUAUAUAUAUUAUAUAAAAAGAGAUUUGCAGUAGUUGGCCGUUAGCUUAUCAUUCAAGUGCCUUUAUCAGCAUAAAGGACAAGGAGUGGGUUUGAUUUGGGUUAAUGCUCAGAUCAGCGAGAUCAGAGAAGCUGUUGUGAUUAUCUGUCUUUGUUAUGCAGGAUAUGUAUCAUCAGACGUUAGCUUUGUUUUUGUUUUUUCCAAUUUUUUAAUUUUCUUUUUUAUUAAAUGAAAACGAUUGACCUCAAAUCUUGGCUGAGAAGCAAUUUUGUUCCAUGUGUUCAUGUAUAUACAAAAAGCUUACAUGUUUGUGAACAAAUAAUUGAAAAAUAAAAAGUUUUAACUGUUCAAAUGAGUUUAAAAGAGAAGAAAAUGAUGUUUUUUGAAUCUAAAGUUUAUCAGGUGUAUUUUUUUGUUAAUUUCCCAUAAAAAUGUUAUCUAAAAAAAUGUCAUUUUUGAAAAUCAUAAUUUAAAUGUGUGAGUAUUUUAAUGAGUAGGGACAGAAAAGGUUUUGAGACGUGAGGAACUUGAGGUGUGGUUAGAUUUGUACUCCCUGGACAGAUUUCUUAAUAGGGUUGGCAGAGAAGGUGAAUAGGGGAAUGUCAAUAGGGAGAGCAUGCAGGCGUGCUUUUAAAACAAUAUAGAACUGAGAGAUGGAAGGAAAAGCUGGCUAAUCCAAAGCUAACGCCAGAUUUAGGAGCUGAGGCAAACUCUGCAGGUAUUGUGACGGGAUACCCCUCUAGAUUUAAAAAGGGGAACUCUGAAAUUAAAUAUUUUAAUAGCUUUUAUACAGAGAGGUCCAGACCUGGUCUUAUGUUGCAGAUAAUAUAGGAUGAAGUUAAUUUUUUUAAAGUCCUAUUUUUGCAAUUUUUGGGUGUAUGAGGUCUAUGAGAACAAUUGUAUAACUAUGAGGUGUGGAAAUAUAUUUUUGCAUUUUGAAGAUACAGUGGCCGAAAAAAUAAAUCGUUAUUAUAAAUAUGCAUCAGAGCGACUCGUUUAAAAAAGAAAUUAAUUUUUACACAUGGUAAAUUAGUUUUUCGGCUUUCCAUACCUCUGAAAUUAAUCCUAUAAACUGCAUUUUGCACACUUUGGUUUUUUUUUUUUUUUUUUUAAAGUGGCAGUAUGG
This is a messenger RNA of Liolophura sinensis, 3640 nucleotides long. Its product is annotated as polypyrimidine tract-binding protein 3-like. Bases 411 to 2069 code for a protein of 552 amino acids. The record is from RefSeq and is a predicted model, not a curated record. The transcript has 18 exons. Gene Ontology annotation, biological process: mRNA processing. Gene Ontology annotation, cellular component: nucleus. NCBI's taxonomy places the organism in Eukaryota, Metazoa, Mollusca, Polyplacophora, Chitonida, Chitonidae. Gene Ontology annotation, molecular function: RNA binding.